Molecule: messenger RNA, 2050 nt
Organism: Trifolium pratense (red clover)
Lineage: Eukaryota; Viridiplantae; Streptophyta; Magnoliopsida; Fabales; Fabaceae
Product: cysteine desulfurase 1, chloroplastic
Exons: 11
Coding region: 423-1838 (471 amino acids)
Molecular function (GO): cysteine desulfurase activity; pyridoxal phosphate binding
Source: RefSeq, a predicted model, not a curated record
ACCUUACCAAAAAAAAACAGCCUCAUAUUCUCAUUCCUUUUCCUUUUCCAUUUUCUUUUUUCAUCAUCUUCAGAAACUCAUUUUCGCUCUCUCAAAACCCACCACCGUGUUCCACUUUCCUGUGUCCCUCCGGCCACCACGUUGGUCCAAAUUGAAAACUAACACCACUUUUGAACUCAUCUUUCCACUCUCUACAAAACCCACAAGUUUAUUUUUCGUUUUGGAGAAAUUUAAAUUUUGAGCCUCCACCUUCUCUUUCGUUUUCCGGCCACCACGAGCCUCCUCUUGAGAAACUAAACCGACCAAUCUCUUCCCCUUCACGUCCGCAACAGUACAGCUGGGAAGUACUGCUCCGUCUCUAUUUUCGUCCACUCCCCCACUGCGGCGUGUCUCUGCCGUCUUUGUUCCUUCUCAAGUUAGUAAUGGAAGUUUUGCUGCCAAAACUUCCAUCUUUCAAAUUUCCAACCCCAAGUUAUUGCCGCUCAAUCACUACUAAGACCUCAUCAUGUGUUAGAGUUGGGUUCCGUCGUUUAUCUUCUCUUCCUGUCUGUGCAUCCACCGUCAAUGAAGCAUUAGCUGAUCCAACUGUUGACUCCCCUUCUUUGGGUCACUCUACCAGACCCCAUUUCCCUAUACUUCAUCAGGAAGUAAAUGGAUCAAAACUUGUUUACAUAGACAAUGCAGCAACUUCUCAGAAGCCUACAGCUGUCAUCAAGGCGUUGCAAAACUAUUAUGAAGGUUACAAUUCAAACGUGCAUCGGGGCAUACAUUUCUUAAGUGCAAAGGCCACAGACGAGUAUGAAUCAGCUAGAAGAAAGGUUGAAGCUUUUAUAAAUGCUUCUGAUUCCCGAGAAAUUGUAUUCACAAGAAAUGCUACUGAAGCUAUCAAUCUAGUAGCUUAUUCAUGGGGCUUGUCAAAUUUAAAACCAGGAGAUGAGAUCAUACUGACAGUUGCUGAACAUCACAGUGCAAUUGUUCCAUGGCAAUUAGUAGCUCAAAAAGUUGGGGCUGUUUUGAAAUUUGUGAAUUUAAACGACGAAGAAGUUCCAAAUAUAGACCAAUUGAAGGAGCUUCUUUCACGGAAGACCAAAAUUGUUGUUGUUCAUCAUGUUUCAAACGUGCUUGCUUCUGUUCUUCCUAUUAAAGAUAUUGCACAUUGGGCACAUGACGUUGGAGCAAAAAUUCUUGUAGAUGCCUGCCAGAGUGUUCCACACAUGACGGUUGAUGUUCAAGAUCUUGACGUUGAUUUUCUUGUUGCUUCUUCUCACAAGAUGUGUGGGCCUACAGGCAUUGGAUUCUUAUAUGGUAAAUUGGACCUCUUGUCUUCCAUGCCUCCAUUUUUGGGUGGUGGUGAAAUGAUUUCAGAUGUAUAUUUGGAUCAUUCAACUUAUGCCGAACCUCCGUCCAGAUUUGAAGCUGGAACACCAGCUAUUGGUGAAGCAAUUGGAUUAGGAGCUGCAAUUGAUUACUUAUCUGGAAUUGGAAUGGAAGCCAUACAUGAGUAUGAGGUGGAGCUAGGUACAUACCUGUAUGAAAGGCUUCUUUCAGUCCCAAAUAUUCACAUCUAUGGGCCAGCCCCUUCGAAAGAAGUCAAACGAGCUUCUCUUUGUUCUUUCAAUGUUGAGAAUUUGCACCCUACUGAUCUUGCAACGUUUCUAGACCAACAGCAUGGAGUGGCUAUCAGAUCAGGUCACCAUUGUGCCCAACCCCUCCAUCGCUAUUUAGGAGUCAACGCAAGUGCACGCGCUAGCCUCUAUUUCUACAAUACUAAGGAGGAUGUCGACAACUUUAUACACGCCCUCCACGACACAGUCAGCUUCUUCAAUUCAUUCAAGUAGUCAGAAUGUAUCUAUUUGUAUAUUAAAUUUUGCUUAUACAUCAGUUAGGAUUGGUUCGAUUUAUACGUACCUUCAAUUUGGAUGAGACUAGAGUGAUGUAUAAUUCGCGGCAACAACGCUAUGGUGUACUAUACUUUAAAUGCAACAAUUGUCAUUAGCAGAACAAAUUAAUCUUAUCCCUAUAUAUUUUAAAUGAGCUUGUUUAUCUUCAA